This is a messenger RNA of Aspergillus calidoustus, 1656 nucleotides long. The record is from the annotation of a GenBank genome assembly. Lineage: Eukaryota; Fungi; Ascomycota; Eurotiomycetes; Eurotiales; Aspergillaceae.
AUGGAGCAAGAUCCCUCACUGUCCUGGUCGGACAUGCCUCCCCCCGCCGAAGAUGAAUUCAGCAGCUUCCUCGAGUUCGGCAUGCAGUUUGGCGAUCUGGAGGGGCAGCACGGGCCGACCGACCACCUCCCUUCUCGUUCCAUCGCGCAAGUCGCAAUGGGCACCACGACCGCUCCGGCGCAGCAGCAACAAAUGGCCUGCAUGGAUCCCGACAGUGUCACCGGCCAGGCGCAGUCCUACACCCGCAUGAUGGGAGACUUUUCUGUCGAUCCGCAGGGUAUACCACAUAGCACAUCGUACUCCAAUGCCCCAAUGACGCCGGCCUACUACGCCCAGAAGCCUCCAAUGUUCCAGCAGCAGCAGCAGCGGCAGCAGCAGCAGCCACAGCACACCACUCAGCCAUAUAUUCCCCAAGGACAGAUGGUGAUUCCUCCGACCCCCAGCAGCAUUGAAUUCCACGGAUCUGCUGCGACGUAUCCUCAACGUGUUGGCGACAAUCCGGAAAUGUAUGAUCGAUAUUCUCGCAUGAUUGAGGAACAGGCCCUCUACACGCCCCUUGUUUCUCCUGCCAUGACUCCCUUGGAAACUCAGUGCCGGCAACCCGAUUAUGCCAUUCCUGGCGAGUACUUUAGCCCCCUCACCUCGCCAGCGAUCGAGGCGCAAAAUCCGCACGGUUAUCCCAUGCAUUCCGCUCCAAUGACCGAAAUGACCUUUAUUCACUCGCCCGGUGAUAAUGGCUUCGCUGCAUCGUCGGUCCCGUCCUCUCCAGGUCUCGCACGCAAACAAAGACGACGGCCGUCCACGGCCACCAGUAAAACUUUUCAGUCCCGGGCUAAGAAGCAGCAAUCUCCUUCGGUCCGACCUCUGACGCGCACGAGAUCUCGCUUGACAGACGAGGUCCUGACCGCUCUCUCAGAAAAACACCCAAACCCUACAUCGCAUCCGGCAAGUGUCACCGGGCUGCGAUACGGUAGCGCCGAGAGCUCAGGCCAGGAUUCCGUGUCCCCGGAGCCACUGUCUGAACCAUUGAUGCCUCCACCUGCACUCCCAACUGUCCGCAAGUCCCCUGCAAUCGCGCCUCUGACGCAGCAACAACCACAACCACAAAACUCUGGCGAGCCUGCGACACCAGCAAUGUUGAUGCGGAUGCAGCGGUCUCCCCACACUCGCUCCGUUCCCGAUCAUAACCUCACUCCAACACAACCGGCCGUAAAUGAACCGCACGAUGAUAUUAUGGAGGAUGUGAUUCUUCCAGAGGCGGCCACCCCGGCAACCCAGCUUUUCCGAACCCAUGUUGCUCGAAUCGAUACAGCCAUCACCACUGGCACCUCGUCCCCAAGUAUAUCCGCCACUGUUACUCCACAUUUGGAUUCCAAUCCGGCCGCGCUUUCUGAAAGGAACCCCAGCUCUGUCGCCCCGAGCCCGCGAUCUGGUCCGAUGCCCUCCCCCAGCGGUCCGGUUGCAAGGAAAUCCGAGACGCCAAAAUUAGGACCUAUGAGCAGGAAGCGGCAAAGUUUGAGUUCAUCACAUCCUAGCCCCAGUUUAAGACCAAAAAUCAGCCCUAAUAUCCAGCCAUUGGUGCGCGGCGACGGUAAGACCUCAACCCUUUAUAGUCUGUUUUUAAUACUAAUCGGAUACAGGAGGAAUCUCGAAUGA